Molecule: messenger RNA, 897 nt
Organism: Zychaea mexicana
Lineage: Eukaryota; Fungi; Mucoromycota; Mucoromycetes; Mucorales; Lichtheimiaceae
Exons: 5
Coding region: 1-897 (298 amino acids)
Source: RefSeq, a predicted model, not a curated record
AUGCCAGAAAGAACUGAGCAACUGAAUAUUAAUUCCAUUGCCAAAGUUGAACCCACCACAUCGAAUAAGAUUCAAGACAAACCGUCGUCCUCGCUUCCGGUUGAAGUUGCUCCUGCUACUACUACUACUACUACUAUUGCUUCAAAGGCUCGAGAAGACAUUGAUUGUCUUAUGCCAGAAAGAACUGAGCAACUGAAUAUUGAUUCCACUGCCAAAGUUGAACCCACCACAUCGAAUAAGAUUCAAGGAAAAUCAUCGACGUUUUCUUCGAGCCAACUUGGUGGACCACAACUAGCAGCUGAAGAAACAACGGGUGCACCUGUGGUGACCGAGGAGCGCGCUGAAAACGCUUCUGAACAGUGUAUUGCCACAGGCACGUCUUCCAUCGAUUCAUUAUCAGCGUCACGAGAAACGCGCCCUACUACAAUCGAUACCUCGGGAAAUCAACCAAGUAUGCGAGGAACGCUAAACGAACAAGCAUUAGCAUCAGCAUCUCUGCCACUAGUCAGAAAGCGUCCUCGCGAGAAUGACAGUGGCGAAACUGAACAAUUAAACACAGAUGCAUGCGUACUAACAACAGCUUUCCCUUUGCGGCCAUUACUAGGGUCGAUGCCGCAGCAGUCAUUGCCAAAGCGUACGAAAACAAAUGAAGUUGCAGCGUCAUCUUCUAUGCACCAAGAACAACAGCAACCACCUGCUGCCGCUUUCUCAUCCGCUCCGUCGCCACCUCUUCCCCCGCCCCCACAGCCGUACUGUCGCAGACGUGUCCAUGCGGCUACUGAGGCAAAGCUAGAAUCAUAUACUGACGAGCACAAAGAGGCGCCCCUCCUCCAAAUAGCUCAUACCUCGAACAUGUUCCGGGAAUUCUUUGAGGAAAAAGGAAGUGUAUUCAGUUAA